Molecule: messenger RNA, 4777 nt
Organism: Galeopterus variegatus (Sunda flying lemur)
Lineage: Eukaryota; Metazoa; Chordata; Mammalia; Dermoptera; Cynocephalidae
Gene: ELOVL6
Product: ELOVL fatty acid elongase 6
Exons: 4
Coding region: 80-877 (265 amino acids)
Biological process (GO): fatty acid elongation, monounsaturated fatty acid; fatty acid elongation, polyunsaturated fatty acid; fatty acid elongation, saturated fatty acid
Cellular component (GO): endoplasmic reticulum; endoplasmic reticulum membrane
Molecular function (GO): fatty acid elongase activity
Source: RefSeq, a predicted model, not a curated record
AGAGCUCGCGAAAUCAAGCGCUUUACAGAUCAUUUUAUUUUGUAUAGAGAACACGUAGCGACUCUGAAGAUCAGCCCCAAUGAACAUGUCAGUGUUGACUUUACAAGAAUAUGAAUUCGAAAAGCAGUUCAACGAGAAUGAAGCCAUUCAAUGGAUGCAGGAAAACUGGAAGAAGUCUUUCCUGUUUUCUGCUCUGUAUGCUGCCUUUAUAUUUGGUGGUCGGCACCUGAUGAAUAAGCGGGCGAAGUUUGAACUGAGGAAGCCAUUAGUGCUCUGGUCUCUGACCCUUGCAGUCUUCAGUAUAUUCGGUGCUCUUCGAACUGGUGCUUAUAUGGUGUACAUUUUGAUGACCAAAGGCCUGAAGCAGUCAGUUUGUGACCAGAGUUUUUACAAUGGACCUGUCAGCAAAUUCUGGGCUUAUGCAUUUGUGCUAAGCAAAGCACCCGAACUAGGAGAUACAAUAUUCAUUAUUCUGAGGAAGCAGAAGCUGAUCUUCCUGCACUGGUACCACCACAUCACUGUGCUCCUGUACUCAUGGUACUCCUACAAAGACAUGGUGGCUGGGGGUGGUUGGUUCAUGACUAUGAACUACGGUGUGCAUGCCGUCAUGUACUCUUACUAUGUCUUACGGGCAGCAGGUUUCCGAGUCUCCCGGAAGUUUGCCAUGUUCAUCACCUUAUCCCAGAUCACUCAGAUGCUGAUGGGCUGUGUCGUUAACUACCUGGUCUUCUACUGGAUGCAGCAUGACCAGUGUCACUCUCACUUUCAGAACAUCUUCUGGUCCUCACUCAUGUACCUCAGCUACCUUGUGCUCUUCUGCCAUUUCUUCUUUGAGGCCUACAUCAGCAAAAUUAGGAAAACAAUGAAGGCUGAAUAGUGCUGGAACUGAGGAGGAAGCCGUAGCUCAGGGUCAUCAAGAAAAACAACAGACAAAAGAAAAUGGCACAAGGAAUCACAUAUGGUGCAGCUACAACAAAAUAAACAAAACAUACGAGCAAACACAAAACCCAAGGCAGCUUAGGGAUAAUUAGGUUGAUGUAACCCAGUAAGUUUAUGAUCCUUUUUGGGUGAGGACUCACUGAGUGACCUCCAUCUCAAAGCACUGCUGCUGGAAGACCCCAUUCCCUCUUUAUCUGUCAACUCUAGACAUCUGAGAGCAAAAGUGAGCCAGAGGCAGAGAGAGAGAAAGAGAAGGUAAACAAAGGCUGUUAACACUACAUAAAAAAUGUAUCUACUAAGUGUUAUAUUUCUCUAAGGAUGAGAGAAUUUUACUUUAAAAACUGCGAGCACACACACAAUCCUUUCUAAUCUUUUUGACACUAAACUGGAGCCAAUAGAAAAGAUAAGGGAAGAGACAGGGUCUAUAUGUAGGACAAUAAUGCUUUUGAGAUGUUAGAACCUUUUAAAGAAAACUUAGCUGUUGUAGCCCCCAUGAGAAAAGAUGUAUUUAUCAUUCCUUAUGAAAACAGAUGUAAACAACUAUAUUUCAACUAAAAAAAGAAAAGACGGAUACUUUCCCCUUCACAGCAUAGUGCCAGGCUAGUGAGUUUGCCAAAACCAAGUGGGGCGUGAUACUUUCCCAAGGUUCUUUCUGGCAGGAUGGAAACAACCCAGCCCAGGCCCCAGAGGCGCAGCCCCAUCCCGGGGCGUGUCUGAUGGUUGACCUGUAAUUUCUACUCUUCAGUGAGAUAUGAAACAUUAUGCUUUGUUCAGUUGUACCAGGCUUUUGAACAGAAGAGUAAAUACAGAGUCAAAAAGAUAAAAACUCAACCAGACGAUCUCAAAGUGGAUUCUGUACUACCUGUACAGGUGAGCGGAAGAGGAGUUCAGACAAUGUGUGCGCCCCUCCGUAUUUGACUUCACACAUACUCAUAACUUUCCCCAUGAAAUCCUGUGGUACAGUCCGUCAUUUUCUAUAUUUUUAUGAAUUUCAAAAAAGAAAUCUGCCAGGGCUCUUCCUGAUGUUGGGUGAACACUGUGUUUCUGCAUUAUUUGCAUUUGCUCCCCAAGCAAUGUAGAGAUGUUUAAAGUGCCCUCUGCUGGCCGAGUGGAGAUACUUCGACAAACACACUUAACAGCAAGUUUGGCUGAAAAUAGCUGAGAACAAAGGACCCCCUAUAGACUUAUCCCUCAAAUUUUAAAUGAUAGAAAGUAUUCAUCAUAUUUUUUGGCCAAAUCAGAAGACAUCAUUUUUGCUUCAAAUCAGCUUAAGAAAUUUUUUAAAAGGGACUUUCGCUCUGGAACUCAGAAAAUCAAUUUAUUAAGAGCCAUAUUCUUUAAAAAAAAAAAAAAAAAAAAACCUAGAUAAUAUUAUCUGUAAUAUUUCAGUCCUUUACAAGCCAAAUAAAUGUGUCAACGUUCCUAGUAUUUCAAAGAAACAAUUAUGUAAAGUUGUUCAAUGUGAUAUAAUAGUAUUCCAAUUGGUUAAGUAGCUUAAUGAUUACGCUAACUAGAUGAAAAUAUUAGGGGUUACUACACUGUGUAGAUUAUACACACAUAACCAUGCAUAUAUGCACACAGAUGCGGGGUACACAACUUCAAAGCCCAAAUGAAUAGAAACACAUUUUCUAGCUAGCAGAAAAAGAUACUGUCGUUUAUCUUGCUUUAUUUGAGAGUGUACAGUAAAAGGGAUUUUUCAAAUUAUUUUUAUAUUAUUUUAGCUUUAAUUGUCCUGUCAUUCAUGAAACAGCUGCUCUGCUUUUCUGUCAGAGAUGGCAAGGGCUUUUUUGGCAUCCUGUUCAUGUGUGGAAUUUUAAAAGAAUAAAGUUUUAUUCCAUUCUGCGUGAAUGGUUUGAAGAAUGAACAAAGAAUCCAUGCAAACCCAGUCAUGACUGAAAGAACUGGGGAGCGGGGCUGUUACAGCUGUGUUAAAUUGAUGUGAACCGUCUAUGAUGUCUUGACAUUUGUUCCUAGAGAAGACACAACUGAUGGAGGAAUGUAUUAUUACUAGGUCAAAAACUGACAUGAGCUGAAAAGAUAGGUCCUGCUGUAGCAACUAUAGAUUCUUAGGAACCUAUUAAUAACGUUUUUUUGAGUCUGCAAAUCCAUGAUACUGUGCAAUAUGCCUUUUUUCAUAUAACAGAAAAUGAGCAGAAUAAUUAAAAUGAGGAAAAUGCCACAUAACAGUUGACUUGAGUUUAAUGGAAGGACCAGUUAGAGGCUCAUCUGGGUGAUUUAAUUUAAUUAUUUAAUUCAGUGAUUUAUCGUAGAUCCUUUAAUGCAGGUUAGAAUAAGGAAAUGAGCAUAUACCUUAAGACUCUAAAUGAUUGCUUCUAAAGCACUUUCAUGUUGGUAUUAGGUUCGUGCUUGUGUUCACUUGUUAUGUAAUUUAGAAUUUUUGUUUACAGGUCAAAUGUCUAAUAGUUUUUAAAUUAGUUAAAUAUAUCUAAAGGCAUUUCCGACGUUAUAUCAUGGGAGGAAAAAAGCCACACAUUUUUUAAAAAAUGAAAUUCCGUUAUUACAGGUUCAGUAUAUUGUUUCUAAUAUCUCAGCUUAGCUGCUUUAAUUAUAUAAAGAUACGAGGCUGGAUUACUGGCCCAUGACAAAUCUGAAACCUACCAGAGAAUUGACUGCCACAUAGAUAAUCCUGCUAUCAGUUAACAUUCCAGAAAAAGUUGGGCAGGCAACUUUUUAUAGCUGCCCCACUAUGCUGCAAUAGAUUAUCUUCCUAUUGAAGAUUUUCCAUGGCAUUCCAAUUCCAGUAUGGUGAAAACAUCAUUCCUGCAUUGAGAAAAAGUCCUUGAUUUCAUACACACACACACACAUUUUUGUACAUUUGGUCUGAGCAUCAGCUCGAGUCCAUGAGUUUGCAAUGAAAUUCUAGUGAGAACUACUUUAUUUAUAGACCAAGGGAGUUUUAAUUGAACCUUCUCAUUUUGCUUAUGAGAAAAGAGCAACUACUAUAUUAUUUAUAUCCAAUGCCAAGCCAAAGUACCAAAUUAAAAUCAUGGAUUGAGAUUUGUUAUUCCAGGAAAUUUACUCUCAUCCUUCUAAUCAUACUCCACUACAAAAUUUAGGCAGCAAGGUAGAAUACAUACAUAAAUGUUGCUUGAGGGAAAGGAAGGGUUGAUUAUAUCCCCCUCACUUCUCCAUCUCUCUUUACUUAUGUAAAGAGACUGAUUAGUCCAGAGAUUCAUGUAUCUGGACUGAGUCAGAGACUUCACUGGAAUAGAUUUUUGUAGAAUUAAACAGAAAGACAGUAGAAACCUAGAAGAACCCACAGAAUUUUUUAAAAAAUCACCUAUAGUAUCUUCAUGAUAAAACCUGUCACAGAGUAACAAAGCAUCUGGAGUCAAUUACACUGGAGUAGAAUAUUCUGGAAGUCUGGUCAUAUUCCCAGACUCUUGAAUUACCUGGGAGAGACAGCAUGCUCAAGUUCCUAUCUUUUAUUCCGAUAGAGCAGCCUCUGUUCAGAGACUAUGUCUGUGUCACACAAUUGAGUCAGCGACAGUACAUUUAGAGGGCUUUUUUCCAGUUUGGUUAAGGAUUUUUUAACAGAGUUGUUGUAUUGGUCAAGUGCUGAUUCAAGAGAGCAGUUGAGAGUGGAAAAGACCAAAUAGACUUUGCCUCCCAGAGUUCAGACCUUUGAAUUGUAUUGGCAUGGUCCACGUCCGUCUCUUUUAGACACUUCUCUGAAAAAGUUUCCAUCCCGAAAAGUAACACUGUGUGAGAAUUGUGUGAUGAAAGUCCAGAACUUUCCAGUAGUCAAAUGUAGUAUCUUUUUUUCCAGUCUUUUUGUUUUCAGUAAUAAAUGUUUUGCUAACAAUUUGGGAUGAUA